UUUUCUUUGAAGACUGCUGCAGCCUCAAUUAUUUAAUUUUUAGGUGAUUUGUUCAUUUGUUGCGCACCAUGUCUGCUAUUCGACUGCUGUCCCGUAAGUGCCCUCAUACUCUCUUGAGGUGCAAUGUCAUCCCUGGCGUCAGUGUCUUGCAGAGCAGGAAGAGCUCCCAGUACUUUCCUAUUGAUGAGAAAAUCUUUGGACUCACUGAAGAGCAGCAACAGUUGCGGCAGACGGUGUUCAACUUUGUACAGAAGGAACUGGCGCCUAAGGCUGCUGAGAUCGAUAGAACAAACAACUUUCCUGAAUUGAGGGAAUUCUGGAAAAAGUUAGGAAGCCUAGGUACCUUAGGCAUUACAGCUUCAAGCGAAUAUGGAGGUUCUGAUGGCUCUUACCUGGACCACUGCAUCAUCAUGGAGGAAAUUUCUAGGGCGGCUGGAGGAAUAGCCUUGAGCUAUGGUGCUCAUUCAAACUUGUGUAUUAACCAGAUCAAUCGCAAUGGAACCCAUGAACAAAAGAGUAAAUACCUUCCAAAGCUGUGUUCUGGUGAGCACAUUGGUGCACUUGCUAUGUCAGAACCGGGAGCAGGGUCUGAUGUUGUUUCGAUGAAACUGAAGGCAGAAAAGAAAGGGGACUACUAUUUGCUAAACGGAAAUAAAUUCUGGAUCACUAAUGGCCCUGAUGCUGACACUCUUGUGGUUUAUGCAAGAACAAAUCCCAAUGCUUCCAAACCACAGCAUGGAAUUACAGCCUUCAUUGUUGAAAGAGGCACUGAGGGAUUCAGCACAGCCCAAAAGUUGGAUAAGUUGGGAAUUCGUGGCUCAAGUACUGGCGAGCUCAUUUUUGAAAACUGCAAAGUCCCUGCAAAAAAUAUAUUGGGAGAAGAGAACAAGGGCAUCUAUGUGUUGUUCAGUGGAUUGGACUUGGAGCGUUUGGUGUUGGCCGCUGGCCCAGUGGGCCUGAUGCAGGCAAGCUGUGAUACGGCCUUUGAGUAUGUUCACCAGCGCAAGCAGUUUGGUCAGCGCAUCGGCGAGUUCCAGUUGAUGCAAGCCAAGAUUGCCGACAUGUUCACCUCCCUGUCGGUUUCGAGGUCCUACAUGUACAAUGUGGCCAGGGCUUGCGACGGGGGUAGCGUCAGCCGACGUGACUGCGCCUCCGUCAUUCUCUUCUGUGCCGAACAAGCCACUCAGGUUGCGCUCCAAGCCAUCCAGUGUCUUGGUGGAAAUGGCUACAUAAAUGACUACCCAACUGGGAGGUACUUGCGGGAUGCCAAAUUGUAUGAAAUUGGAGCUGGAACAAGUGAGGUGCGUCGCUUAGUCAUUGGCCGCUCUCUCAACGAGUUGUACAAAUGAAAAAGUGCCUGAUAUUUCUUGCCUGAAAUCGCUAAGGUAGAGAGUUAUUGGAGUGACGAAGUAAUCCGACAAUACUGAAAAUGAAUUCUGUGAUCCAAUCUGCCAUAUUAUCGAUAUUAUCAUACUCCUACACUCUAUUUUACUCUCAGGAUCACUAUAAUAAAUCAAGAGUAAAGAGCUUUGCUCAAAAACACUAUAAUAGAAAAAAUAUAUUUUUUAAAAUGGCGUUAUACAAAAAUAUUUUUAAAAU
This is a messenger RNA of Neocloeon triangulifer, 1599 nucleotides long. RefSeq names its product isovaleryl-CoA dehydrogenase, mitochondrial. Gene Ontology annotation, molecular function: 3-methylbutanoyl-CoA dehydrogenase activity; flavin adenine dinucleotide binding. The coding region runs from base 69 to 1349 and encodes 426 amino acids. Lineage: Eukaryota; Metazoa; Arthropoda; Insecta; Ephemeroptera; Baetidae. Gene Ontology annotation, cellular component: mitochondrion. The transcript has 7 exons. Gene Ontology annotation, biological process: L-leucine catabolic process. The record is from RefSeq and is a predicted model, not a curated record.